Molecule: messenger RNA, 2533 nt
Organism: Rhinolophus ferrumequinum (greater horseshoe bat)
Lineage: Eukaryota; Metazoa; Chordata; Mammalia; Chiroptera; Rhinolophidae
Gene: ACADL
Product: acyl-CoA dehydrogenase long chain
Exons: 11
Coding region: 109-1401 (430 amino acids)
Biological process (GO): carnitine metabolic process, CoA-linked; fatty acid beta-oxidation using acyl-CoA dehydrogenase; long-chain fatty acid catabolic process
Cellular component (GO): mitochondrion
Molecular function (GO): long-chain fatty acyl-CoA dehydrogenase activity; flavin adenine dinucleotide binding
Source: RefSeq, a predicted model, not a curated record
UUCCGGCCUACGGCACAAUGUCCCGCUGAUCGUCUGCCCACUGGGUGACCCGCCCUAGAGUCUCCAAAAAGCCGCUUCCGUCACCCGUCACCCUUCACUGUCCCAGCUAUGGCUGCACGCCUCAUCCGUGGGUCCCUGCGCUUGUGGGGCAGCCUGUACGCGCCGUGUCCACUGCGGUCCGCGAGAUGCUCUCAUUCCGGAGGGGAAGAACGUCUAGAAAGUCCUUUUGCCAAAAAAUUAACAGAUAUAGGAAUUAGAAGAAUCUUCUCUUCAGAACAUGACAUUUUCCGGGAAAGCGUAAGGAAGUUUUUUCAAGAAGAAGUGGUUCCUUAUCACACAGAAUGGGAGAAAGCUGGAGAAGUGAGUAGGGAGCUUUGGGAAAAAGCUGGAAAACAAGGACUGCUUGGUAUCAAUAUUGAAGAGCAUCAUGGUGGCGUUGGUGGGGACUUGUACUCGGCAGCGAUUGUUUGGGAGGAGCAAGCAUAUUCGAAUUGUACAGGCCCAGGUUUCAGUCUUCAUUCAAAUAUUGUAAUGCCCUAUAUUUCGAACUAUGGCUCAGAAGAACAAAUUAAGCACUUCAUCCCCCAGAUGACUGCAGGGAAAUGUAUUGGUGCCCUAGCAAUAACAGAGCCUGGGGCUGGAAGUGAUAUGCAAGGAAUAAGAACAAAUGCCAAAAAGGAUGGAAGUGACUGGAUUCUAAAUGGAAGCAAGGUAUUCAUCACUAAUGGGUGGCUAAGUGACAUUGUAAUAGUAAUGACAAUCACAAAUCGUGAGGCAAGCUCUCCUGCCCAUGGCACUAGCCUUUUCCUGGUGGAAAAUGGAAUGAAAGGAUUUAUCAAGGGACGAAAGCUACAUAAAAUGGGACUAAAAGCCCAGGAUACUGCAGAAUUAUUCUUUGAAGAUGUACGGUUGCCAGCUAGUGCCCUACUUGGAGAAGAGAAUAAAGGCUUCUAUUACAUCAUGAAACAGCUUUCACAGGAAAGGCUAAUAAUUGCUGAUAUAGCAAUUUCAGCCAGUGAAUUCAUGUUCGAAGAAACCAGGAACUACGUUAAACAAAGAAAAGCUUUUGGGAAACCACUUGUACAUAUGCAGACAGUGCAGCAUAAGCUAGCAGAAUUAAAAACACAAAUAUGUGUAACCAGAGCUUUUGUGGACAGCUGUCUCCAGCUGCAUGAAGAAAAACGUCUGGAUGCUGCCACUGCUGCCAUGGCGAAAUAUUGGGCAUCUGAGGUACAAAACAAGGUAGCUUAUGACUGUGUACAGCUCCAUGGAGGCUGGGGAUACAUGUGGGAGUACCCAAUUGCAAAAGCUUAUGUGGAUGCCCGACUUCAGCCAAUCUAUGGUGGUACCAAUGAAAUAAUGAAGGAGCUGAUUGCAAAAGAGAUCGUCAGUGACAAAUAGACAUCUGCCCACAUCCUGGAAUCCUAUUACAACUAAUCUGGUUUUAAAUCUACUCAAAAUAAAAUGCAACCUGGAGAGGGAGGAAACACUAAACAUGUUUUUGUCUGCUUUCCUAUAGAGAAAGAAAUCAAAUGCAAAUAUGAGAUUAACACAGUGGGAGGAGAAAACUUUGAAUCCAAAGAUUCUAAAAUUCUCCUACAUAAGGUUUAAAUUUUAAUUUUAUAUAUAGUUAAAAGGCAAAGAUUUUCUUAUUCUAGAAGCCUUAGUGUUUCACUUAUCCCUAAAAUUCUGAAAAAAACAUAAUUUAUUAAAUGUUUAAAAUUGAGGCAGAAAUAAUUUUGUUCUUAUACUAUAAAAACAAUAAUAAUACAGCACAUUGACAUUGAAAGGAAAAGAAACAUAAUUUAGAAUACAAAAUAAUUUCAGCUAUGUUUUGUUUGCAAUUCCCCAGAACAGUGGAAUUCUACCGCUCUACCCUAAGUCUCUGUUCUUAAGUCAUGGAACCGUGUCUUCAAACAAAAGUUUAUGUAGAGUCCCUUAAAAUGCUGAUGAAUGAAGGGCUACUGUAGUUGAAGCAAGAAUCCUUCCAAACACUUAGCUAAGCACUUGCCUAACCCCACUAGAGAAGCCAUUGGUUCUCUCAUCCACUGACACUUGGGCUUUCAACAGAUUCCUAUCCCACUUUUACAGAAGGAUAAAGAAUAAUUCAUUAUCCUUUAGUUUUAAGAUAUUGGUAUAUUGUAUAAGUAUCAAAAUAGUGACUUUUAUUUUAGAACAGUGUAUUUUUUUAAUUAAUUUAACAAAUACUUUAUGUCUUCUAUACUCAAGGCUGUUAAAAAUAAGAUGGCAAAUGAAACUAGGCAAGAUUCCUGCUAAUGGAUGAAUAAACAAAUAAGUUAUAAUAAAUAAAGAAGUAAAUAAAUAAACAAGUUCAAAUCAUGAUAAAGGCCAUAAAAGGAAUAAAGUAAGCAUUUAAAAUACGAAAGUGAGGAAACGAUGUUUGAUUUGAAACAAAAAGUAAUUAUUAUCAAAAACACAAAGCAUUAAUUUAAUUUGUAAACAGUUGGCAUCCUUUCGGUACUUGUUUUUCUGUGCAUAUACUGGUGAGACAGUGAAUAAAGUAGUUUUUAUA